GCUCCGCGAGUCGCCAUUGCUGUCCACCGGAGCGAACUGGCAUAACGCGACUCUCUUUAAACGGCUCUGGGUCCAACUACUCCUAUAUUUAAGGAGUUGAGUGCUGAGUUUCAUAGCGCGAUAGAGGAGGCAAUGGAACCAACCGAAACAGACGGCGGAAUAAUGGCUCAGCCAAAGAACCUGGAGGGAUAUGUGGGGUUUGCAAACCUCCCCAACCAAAUUUACAGAAAAUCUGUGAAGAGAGGAUUCGAGUUCACGCUCAUGGUUGUGGGAGAAUCUGGGCUGGGGAAGUCGACGCUGAUCAACUCCCUCUUUCUGACAGAUCUGUACUCUCCUGAAUACCCGGGUCCUUCGCAUAGAGUUGAAAAAACUGUCACGGUGGAGCAGUCCAAGGUUCUGGUGAAGGAAGGAGGAGUGCAGCUCCUGCUCACCAUCGUGGACACGCCCGGCUUUGGUGACACUAUUGACAACAGCAACUGCUGGCAGCCAAUCAUCGACUACAUUGAUAAUAAGUUUGAGGGGUACCUCAAUGCAGAGUCCCGGGUCAACAGACGGCUGAUGCCGGACAGCAGAGUGCAGUGCUGCCUGUAUUUUAUCACUCCGUCUGGACACGGACUGAAGCCACUCGAUGUAGAAUUCAUGAAGAGGUUGCAUGAAAAGGUCAACAUCAUUCCCCUCAUCGCCAAAGCCGACACAAUGACCCCAGAGGAGUGUCAGCUGUUCAAGAAGCAGAUAAUGAGAGGAAUUCAGGAGCACAAAAUCAGAAUCUACCAGUUCCCAGAGACGGAUGAUGAGGAGGAGAUGAAGAUGGUCAAGAGAAUCAAGGAUCGUUUACCCUUGGCUGUAAUCGGUAGUAACACCAUUAUCGAGGUCAACGGAAAGCGAGUGCGCGGGAGGCAGUACCCCUGGGGUGUGGCUGACGUGGAAAACGGAGAGCACUGCGACUUCACAAUCCUGCGGAACAUGCUCAUCAGGACCCACAUGCAGGACCUUAAGGACGUGACGAACAACGUCCACUACGAGAACUACCGAAGCAGGAAACUCGCCGCGGUCACCUACAACGGAGUGGACAACAAUAAGAGCAAGGGACAGCUGACCAAACCUGAGACGUCUGACGGCAUGAGCCCUCUAGCCCAGAUGGAGGAGGAGCGACGGGACCACGUGUCCAAGAUGAAGAAGAUGGAACAAGAAAUGGAACAAGUCUUUGAGAUGAAGGUCAAAGAGAAGCUGCAGAAGCUCAGAGACUCUGAGGCUGAACUCCAGAGGCGUCAGGAGCAAAUGAAAAAGAACUUGGAGGCCCAGCACAGAGAGCUGGAGGACAGACGUCGCCAGCACGAGGAAGAGAAGGAACGCUGGGAGGCCCAGCAGAGGAUUCUGGACCAGCAGAAACUAGACAACUCCAGGACCUUGGAGAAGAACAAAAAGAAGAAGAUAUUUUAGGACCUUCUUGACGUUACAGUGUUGUUUUGUUUUUUUGCCAACCUGCCAACAUUACUGUGUAAUACUCCUGUAAAAGCCCAGGGGGCAGUGUUGUCUGCUCAUCCUCCAUGUCCCUUCAAUAAAUAACUGUAAUAAUCUCUGUAUAGAACCAGUGUGCGGGCCUGUUUUGGGUCACUGCUCACAAAAAACAAGUGUAUUCACACACACACACACACACACACACACAACACAACUGGUGUUUUUACUUAAUGACAAACAGUUCAGUCUUUCUUCUACUUUGGGGAAUGUUUGAUGCUGCUCUGCGCUGCACCCUUUUUAAUGCCAAAAACCAAACCAAGAGGUCGGCCUUUCACGUCCGGUGUCAGGCCGAAGCUCACCUCAGGCACUGUUUUUUUUUUUAUAUAUAUGUAUGUAUCUUUCGGUUCACAUAUUUAGGUAUUGCGUUUUAAACUCCUCCCGAGUGGUCUGCUCUUCCAUCUCCUGUCAUGUAAAUUGUAUAACUAUGAACUGCCGUGUUCCACUUCAAACAUUUGUAACAUGUUCUUACUUUUUGCUCUUUUCUUUUCUUUUCUUUUUCCAUUUCGUAUCGGCCUGGUAUAGAAAUGAUUGUUUAAUUGUUUCCGGUGUUUUCCAUCCUUCUCUUUUUGGAAACCAAACGUGUAUUCCUGACUUCACUCAUGCUGAGUGUAACAACGUCUAGAAACUGCUCUCGAAGUGCUUUACGUGAAUUUAUUUGAACUUUUUGUGCAGAUUCUAUUUUACGAAUAAUUUCCAACAGAAACUAAUCUUUCCGUGGGGGGGGGAGGGGUGUUGUGGAAAGCGUGUGCACAUUUAGCACCAUUUGUGUUCUGCAUCUGUAAUUUGUAAUGUCUUGUUUUUAUUGUAAGAAGUUACAUAAUAAAAUUGUGAUGGGGGGUGAAAAAAA
Cyclopterus lumpus (lumpfish) is the source of this 2365-nucleotide messenger RNA. Its product is annotated as septin-7-like. Gene Ontology annotation, cellular component: microtubule cytoskeleton; septin ring; septin complex. Gene Ontology annotation, biological process: cytoskeleton-dependent cytokinesis; cilium assembly. The record is from RefSeq and is a predicted model, not a curated record. NCBI's taxonomy places the organism in Eukaryota, Metazoa, Chordata, Actinopteri, Perciformes, Cyclopteridae. Bases 133 to 1440 code for a protein of 435 amino acids. The transcript has 15 exons. Gene Ontology annotation, molecular function: molecular adaptor activity; GTPase activity; GTP binding.